ACAGUAUCCACCCUUGUUGUUAGAGCCUGUCAAAUAGAUUGAAAUGUAAAGGUUAAGUUAUCGUGUCCAUUUUAUUUCGUUAUUAUAUUUCAUAAUAUAAUAGCCAUAAAAAUAUCCACAAUGAAUUUGAAGAAAUAGCUUUAAUUUGUUAGAAGCGUUAACUUAAACUAUGAAGAAUCAUUUGCCUCCUUAAAGAACCAAAAUCUUGAGUGCCAACCUUUGCUCAACACAAUGGGGGAACACUGUCGCGUCUACCGCAGACGUUGGGUCAUGCUCUGCCUGUUUGCUCUGUGUUCUUGCGCGAACGCUACUCACUGGAUCCAAUACUCCAUCAUAGCGAACGUCUGCAUGUAUUACUACGAUGUAAGUGCUCUCUACAUCAACUGGACCUCCAUGAUAUACAUGGCAGUUUACAUCCCUCUGGUGUUUCCGGCAUCGUGGAUAUUGGAGCGGCAGGGACUGCGAGUGUCAGUGAUACUAGGUGCGGCGAUGAUGUGUGUAGGGGCCUGGAUCAAAGUGUGGACGGCACAGCCGGACCAGUUCGCCCUCACCUUCCUCGGUCAGCUGAUUGUCGGUGUAGCGCAAAUGUUCACUCUGGGCGUCCCUGCGCGCCUUGCUGCCAUCUGGUUUCCCCAGCAUCAAGUAUCAACAGCAUGUGCCAUUGGAGUCUUUGGAAACCAGUUGGGGAUUGCCAUCGGGUUCCUGGUUCCCCCGGCAGUGGUGGAUGAUGUCAAGGACAAGGAAGUGAUCGGAGAGCAGCUGCACAUGUUGUAUUUUGGCAUGGCUCUUGCAGCCUCCAUCGUACUGUUACUGCUUGUGCUGUUGUUUGAAGCUCGCCCACCCCUCCCACCCAGCAUGGCCCAGCUGAUUGCACUCAAGAAGGCAGGUGAGGGUGAAGGGGGACACUACCUCUCUUCCAUCCGACAGUUGCUGCAAAACCGGGACUUCUCCCUGUUACUGGUCAGCUUUGGACUCAACAUCGGAGUAUUCUACGCCUACUCCACACUUCUCAAUCAGGAACUUGUCUCUUUCCCGGAAGGGUUUCAACAUGCCGGGCGAGUUGGUCUGACUCUGGUGGUGGGAGGAGUGAUCGGUUCUGUUGUCUGGGGUGUUGUCCUUGACAAGACCCAUAUGUACAAGGAGACCACUCUGGGUAUCUACAUCAUGGCUGUAGUAGGAAUGCUCGGUUACACCUUUGCUCUGUACUCCCAACAUCUGGUUUUGGUGUAUGCUACUUCUGCAUUUCUGGGAUUCUUCAUGAAUGGCUACCUGACAGUAGGCUAUGAAUUUGGAGCAGAAUUGACCUUCCCACAUGCAGAGACCACAACAUCUGGCCUGUUGAAUGCUGUGGGGGAACUGUGUGGCAUGGCAUCGGUGCUGGGUGCAGGUGCAAUGCUGGAGCCGUAUGGUUCCACAUUUACCAACCUUGCCUUGACAGUCAUCCUGGCCAUGGGGCUGGUGCUCAGUAUGCCGAUAUCCAAGACCAAGUUACGACGAUUGGCUGCCAGCAAAGUUAGACCUGAGGAAAACCACUUGCACAUCUUUCAAGAGUAAUUGAUCACCAGCUCGGGUUAUUAAUUAAAGGGCAAUCUUAAUGAUUUCAGCUAAAGAUGCCAGUGUUUACUUUUACAAUCUUCAACGACUCACUGUUGUCUGUUGAUUUUUUGGUUUAUAACAACUGUUUGUAUCUCAUACUUUGGUGCUAUGAAACUAGUCGAAAAUAAUCCGCCCCUUCAUGACUAGAGGUUGCAAGCCCAAGAGUUAAAUCGUAUCUGUUCUCUUAACAGAAAUAUUUCAGUACAUAUAUAAAUAAAUAUACUUUUCAUCCUUUAAAAUGAAGUAAUAUUUUAUUGGCAUAUUCAAUACAUGGCAAAAUAUUAUUUGAAAAUCUAGUAACAUGUAAUACUUUGUUGAGUUUUAUUUAAUUGUGUUAGUUGCCUUGUUAUGCUAUAUUUUUACCAAUUCAGAGAGUUUGACUAUCUAUUGGAAAUAUUUACUUGUACAUUUAAACCGUAAGGUUCAGUUUAAAAAAUAUAAAAAUAAAAUUUUACUAGGUUAUUGUCAAAACAAACUUCAUACCCAUGGAAAGAAUUAACAUAGCAUUUAAAAAUUUCUUUUCAACAUUUAUUAAGAGUUACCUUAAGUACUUACAAAUAUUAAGCAAUACGGAACAAGUUUAAUAUUUGGAUAUAUUGAUUUCACUUUUACAUGCUCUUCUGAUUGUCUUUACAACUUAUACUGCAAUGUUAAUUUUUUCGAGAAAUGUUUUUUUUUUCUUGGGUUAGAUUUAAGUUGUUGUUACAUUUAUAAGCUUGGUGUUUUUAUAUCUAUUUUUAUAGAAUGAUCUUUAUUUAAAUAAUCAACAUAUAUGUUUAAAACUUUUGUGGUUGUGAUUGCUGAACUAGUAUUAUAUUGUAUUUUUCUCUUGCAAUUUUCUUGUUAGUACAAAAUACUUAUACCAUUUGCCGCUACAUAUCAUGGAGUUUUAGGAUUAAUACUCCAACCUAGGUAGUAAUUAGUUUGUUGUACUGUUGUUGCACAAGUGAUUCAUUAGAUUUUAAUAAUGCACAGUUAGGUCAUGUUUAGUAUAGAUUUUACUAAUAUUAUUCUUAAGUCAUUUAAUGUUUUUUAAUCAACAUUUUGUAGUAUUCAAUAUCAUGUUACUCUGCAGGCACAAAAACAACAUUCAUUAAGGAGAAAUAAGAAAAUAAUUUCGUUAGCAAGAAAUAAAAGUAUAGAACCACAACAAGAUGAUUUUUGCUUUCAAUUUUGUAUAUUUUUGAAAUAUGGCAAGACUAAUAGAAAUUAACGAUGGCUUGUCUUUGAUCUAUUAAAAUCAGCUGAGUGACUUGUGAAAUAGUUGUUUCUAAGGUCUGAACUGGAUAGAAUCAGGUAAAUAUGAUGAUUGAUUUUUGAUAAUAGUAAUUCAUUAAUGAGGCAGUGGAACUUGUCAGUAUUUCUAUGGAACAUAACAAAUUUAAAUAUGAAUCGAUUCCUAAAACUGCAAUUUCUGUAAAUGGAAACAUCCUAUAAAUGACUUUUAAAA
Molecule: messenger RNA, 3046 nt
Organism: Homalodisca vitripennis (glassy-winged sharpshooter)
Lineage: Eukaryota; Metazoa; Arthropoda; Insecta; Hemiptera; Cicadellidae
Product: feline leukemia virus subgroup C receptor-related protein 2-like
Exons: 10
Coding region: 232-1554 (440 amino acids)
Biological process (GO): heme export; transmembrane transport
Cellular component (GO): membrane
Molecular function (GO): heme binding; heme transmembrane transporter activity
Source: RefSeq, a predicted model, not a curated record